Messenger RNA from Polypterus senegalus (gray bichir), 1486 nucleotides. RefSeq names its product asialoglycoprotein receptor 1-like. Lineage: Eukaryota; Metazoa; Chordata; Cladistia; Polypteriformes; Polypteridae. The transcript is spliced from 9 exons. The record is from RefSeq and is a predicted model, not a curated record. Bases 1 to 1287 code for a protein of 428 amino acids.
AUGGCGGUCCAGCUCUCGUCUCCAGGUCAUAAGAACGUCAAGGAGGUUCAAUGGCUCAGAAGCAGCGGCUGGAGUAGAUACAGUCUGAGGGAGAGAGGAGAGGAGAGUGAGCCAUUAGUAUCAACUGAGGAUAUCAUUUAUGCAGAUGUCAAAAUUGCAAAACCUUUGAAUCAACAACAGCAGUCUCCAACAGGCGUGGUUAAAUAUCUUUCUCACGGCACUUAUAACGCUGCUCGCUUUGUGAAGGGGGUGUCUGAACGCAUGCUAAAGAGAUGCGAUCGAUUCAGCUGGUGUCUUGCUGCUGCUUCUGCUGGCCAGCUAUGCCUAUGGGUUACAAAACGAAUUGAAGAAUGUCAUGACUACAGCACUGUUGUCAGGAAAAAGGCUGAAAAUGAAAAACAAUCCAAUGAUGGCCAAAGUAAAGUGUUUCCAUGUAAUGACAAACAAAGGUUGUGGCUUUUAAAGCUGCUGGUGAUACUGCUGUGUUGUGUGGUACUAGUUGUCACCUUCUCCCUGAUUGUAUACUACGUGACUGGAAAUAAAUAUAAAGAAAAUGAAGACAGACUGGAACUCAGCAUUUCUACUAUCAAAGAAAAACUAGACCUGUUACAAGCAAACUUCACUCACCUGCAAAACCAGAGCUCUGCAUUGAACGAGAGCUACAGUGAGCUACUGUCUCAAAAUGAUGAACUGAAAACUAAUCACAGUGAGCUUCUUUCCAGAUAUUCUUCACUUUAUGAGAACUUCACCGAGCUGACUUUGAGAUUUACAGCCUUGGAUGACUACUGUCCUAUUGCAAACAACAUUACAAAUGAAAGGAAGUGUGCUGUCUGUCCAAAGGAUUGGCUGCUGUUCAACAAAAUGUGUUACCUCUUCUCAACUGUUACAAAGACCUGGAAUAAAAGUCGUGAUUACUGCGCUUCAUUGAAGGGACACUUGGUGAUUAUUGAGAAUGCAGAGGAACAGAGAUUCCUAAUAAACACAACAAAAAGCAAGGAAGGACCGUACUGGAUUGGACUGACUGAUCAGGAGAUAGAAGGUCAUUUUGUGUGGGUGAAUAAUGGAUCUCUGGAUGGUAAUAACAGUUUCUGGGGGCAAAGGGAACAUGAUAAUGGGUUUGAACCGGACAACUGGACUGGUGAUGGAAAUGGUGGAGAGGACUGUGUUCAGCUGCAGGUGAACCAGAAAUACAACGGCUGGUACGAUGCAGCAUGCUCUAAGAAGGAAAAAAUGAUCUGUGAAGCCAAUAUAGGUGAUCUUCAACAAGCAAGAAGAAGGCCCAAAUAGUCCUGGGAGCCUAGGUAGAAUUAAAGAGGUUUCAUGAAGAGAUACACUACAGAAGACCAGCAGUUUCACCUCGAUGGUCUUUACAACAUCCCUGAGUUCAGAGUACAGCUGCACUCUGCGUCUCCAGUGACUUCAGUAUAACAUUAAACUAUUUGUAUUUGACUUUUACUCUAAUGUUUCCAUGAACUUCUAAUAUUUC